Messenger RNA from Solenopsis invicta (red fire ant), 3433 nucleotides. It is a transcript of the gene scaf6, whose product is annotated as calcium homeostasis endoplasmic reticulum protein. Gene Ontology annotation, molecular function: RNA binding. Gene Ontology annotation, cellular component: perinuclear region of cytoplasm. The record is from RefSeq and is a predicted model, not a curated record. The coding region runs from base 217 to 2607 and encodes 796 amino acids. The transcript has 8 exons. Gene Ontology annotation, biological process: RNA processing; intracellular calcium ion homeostasis. Lineage: Eukaryota; Metazoa; Arthropoda; Insecta; Hymenoptera; Formicidae.
GGGUUGGCAAUACUGGUCGCCGCGAGCAACCGCGAGGUCGUAAUGGCGACGUGUAGCGCGUUGUCCGGUCCGCCUUGAGUGAAUGAUGCAUCACAAAACGGUGCUCCGUUUUCAUGCACGGUACAACGUCAAUCGAGCGAACGGACGGUACGUGUACGUAACAUUUUAACGGCGCAAUUUUGACGGAGCCGCCGACGAUCGAACGUCCGCGCCGAAAUGGACCAGGCACCCGCAGACACAGAAUUACGGAACAUCAUAGACAAACUGGCGCAGUUUGUCGCUCGCAAUGGGCCAGAAUUCGAGCAGAUGACAAAGAACAAGCAGAAGGACAACCCGAAGUUCGGUUUCCUGUUUGGGGGGGAGCACUUCAACUACUAUCAGUAUAAAGUGACUACAGAGCAAGCCAUUUUAAAGCAAAAAGGAAUAAAUCCAAUGCAAAAUGCAGACCCACGUUUAAACGUUUCGCAGCAGCAGCAAACAGCCGCAAACACCGUCUCGCAGCCACUGAAUAACGUCAAUCUUGCGUCCGGUCUGAGUACGCAAAACAAUGGAAUAAAUCCAGUAGUCGGGAUCGGACCCCAGGUGGGAAGCCAGGGCGGUCCCGUUUUACCUGGACAGAUCGGAGGGCCGGGAAAUGCAGGACCGCCGAUUGGACCGGUUUCCGGCGCCAUGGGAGGUGUGAAUCCGCCGAUCGCUGGUGUCACGCAGGCAGUUAACAUCGCGGGUCCGCCCGCGUGGCUGCAGAAUGAGCUGGCAAAUCUACAGUCGCAGCAGACGACGUUGCAGGAACAAGUGAGACAAUCAGAACAGAAUCUGGCUGCACAGCAUGCUGCAUUGAUGGCACAACAGCAGGGGAGAGUAGAGGAUGCUGUGAGGCAGGCACAGGAACAGGCUCUGCAAAACAAUGCGCAAAACACGAACACAGACUUGGCUGCAUUUGACACGGUGCUACAACCGAUCAUCGAUAGCUGCACGAAGGAUAGCAUAAGCAUAGGAAAGGCCUGGAUACUUCAGAAUUCACUUACACCGCAGAGUAAUCAAGUUGUUGCGGAUCAUUUGCUGAAAAGAGUAAUUCAGGGAACAACCUUCAGUCAUAAGUUACACAUUAUUUAUCUGGUGAAUGACGUCUUACAUCAUUGUGCAAGAAAAAAGUCUAUGGAUCUCCGCAAAGCAAUGGAAAGUGUUGUUGUUCCCAUGUUCUGUAACACUUCACUAGCUGCAUCCGAAGAUCAGCUUAAUAAGUUGAAUAAACUGUUGAGUUUGUGGGAAUCAAAGAAUAAUUAUUUUGACGAAGGCAUCGUAGAUAAGUUGAAACAACCAAGCGCAUCCUGGUCAGAAUACCAAGCUAAUUUGGUAGCGCAACACACUACCGCGAUUACUCCUAUCACAGCAUCAACGAAACAGACAUUCGAUAAUUAUCAAGCUCAGCAUCAAGCAUUUGUCACUCACGCACUGAGACAGAUCCAGAAUAUCGAGCAACAAAAGAUGGCAAUAGAUCAGCAAUUAAAAGCUCCGCCGCCGCCGCCCCCGCCGCCUCAAAUGAGUCAGCAAAAUAUGUCAAUGCCACCUAGUCAUUCUGGUCCGCCGAACACAAUGGGUACAGAUGUGAAUUUCAGUCAACCACCACCAGGUUGGGGUGUUCCACCCUCGAACGAACCGCCGCCGUUUAGCAAUGUUCCUUUGCCGGAUUUCUCGAAACCACCACCGGGUUUUGGACCGCCACCAGUUAUCCACGAACCUUCUGUGGAGGAUUUGAUGCCUAGUAUGCCUUAUUUUGAACUUCCAGCGGGUUUAAUGGUACCACUGAUAAAGCUAGAAGAUGGUGAAUAUAAGCCAUUGGAUCCAGACGCGAUAAGACUUCCACCACCAGCUCCUCCAAGUGAUCGUUUAGUUGCAGCUGUAGAAGCAUUUUAUGCACCACCAAAUCAUGAUUCUCCCAGAGAUAGUGAUGGAUGGGAAAAAUUAGGAUUAUAUGAGUACUACAAAGCGAAAAAUGGCGCCCGCAAGCGUAAAGAAGAGGACAUUGCUGCUGGUAUUAGGCAGAAAUCAAAAUCUCCAUCACCGAUUUUACGACCGAGAUCUAAAAGUCCUAGUCCGCCAAAGAAACGCUACCGGAGUAAAUCACGCAGCAGAUCACGAUCGCGGUCACGAGGCAGAAGUAGAUCGAGAUCGCCCGCAACUAAUCACAGACGCAACAGUCGCAACAGCAAUCACGUUAAUAGAAGUCGAAGGAGAAGAAAUAGUAAUAAAGAUCGCAGUCCCGAUAGGAGAAUGGAUAGACAGGACAGAAGCCCAACUCCUCCUAGUUUUCUUGGCUCCACUUAUAGUAAAGUUCCACAAGAGAUUAGUUUGGAUGAGAGUAAUAAAGGACAUCAAUUACUCAAGAAAAUGGGUUGGAGCGGUGCUGGCCUCGGUGCGAACGAGCAGGGCAUUGAGGCCCCUAUUUCAGGAGGCGAGAUUCGUGAUAAGAAUGAUCAAUACAAAGGAGUCGGUAUCAAUCUGAACGAUCCGUAUGAGACUUUCCGAAAAAACAAAGGCCAAGCGUUUAUCACUAGAAUGAAAGCUAGAGCAGAAGAACGAGCUGAAGAGAGAGGGGAUCGUGAUUGAAUGCAAUUGAACGCUAUUAUUAAAAUGAAAAUUCCAAAUGUUUACGAUACUUUGUGAAUAGGGCAGAUAUCUGACACGAGAUAUUAAGAACGUUCUUGUUCUAUAUUGAUCAUCCAUUCACAAUGCCAAAAAAUUUAUGCUACUGCCUAUGAGGGCUAAUUUUCAAGAUCGACAUAAUUUUUUGACUCUCAAGCUGUUGUCUUUCAUUAAUUCUGAAUUCCCAUUGCACAUCACCAAUUUUGUAAACUGUAACAGUGGACGCAGAUUAUUUUAUAUUGAAAUCGCACUGAUUAUUUUUAUCGGGAGCUAUCUUCAUUACAAUCUUACAAUUAGAUGAUGACCUGACGACUAGUGUCAUGUGGAGUUAAAUUGUACAUUUUUAAUAUAGAAAUUAUGAAUGUAAUUAAGAUUGAUUUCAAGCUUAAUGUGUGAAUUAAAAAUGAUAAAAUAUUCAAUCUUGUUACGAAAGAUUGAUGAAAAAGAUUAAUCGGCUUUAUAAUCUUAUAUUGAAAAUAUUUAAAACGCCAAGCGCGUAAUCAUCACAUCGGUCGACACAAACCUUCGGUCCUAUUUAAUAUAUUAAUUAUAUUCUAUACAUAUAUAUACAUAAUGAAUAAAUUUUGUUCCAUUUUCAUCCAUUAUUGGAAUGAUAGGACGAUACUCGACUCACAGCAGAAGUACAAUUCGUUUUGUGCCGUAAAAUAACAUGGGCGUAAGAAACGUGAGAAAUAAGAAUACUUGUAUCUAGUAAGUUAACAAAUGAUUAUAUUGGAUACACUGAACGAUAGCUCAAGAAUAAAAACUGUACAUUUAUUACAAAAGCAAA